UUCCUUCCCAGCCUGGAAUCACCCGGAAUCUCCUUCCCUUUCUCUCUCCCUGAACACCUGAAGAGCUGUGUCCGGGAGAGUUGUCAUCCAGCCCCCUUACCAGAUAGGAAAGUGGAUGCCCUGAGUCACUUUGUAACUUGAUCAGGGAUAUAUUCGUUUGGAAUUUGAACGGCAUUGUUACCUCACCACGAGGUAGGUCAGAAGCCAGGGAAGAGGGGAGGAUGAUUGCUGGCAAAUUUCCACUUCAUGCUGGCAUGUUCCUGGGCAUGCCAUUUCCACUGGGGUUGUCUCUGACUUCAGCCUGUGUCCCUGCACACAUCAACCCCCAGGGCUGCCAGGAUGGGCAAUUGAGGCAGCCCAGCUGAGCUCAGGGACUUGUGCAACCCAGCCCACUACAAGGAAGGAAAGGGUUGGGCAGCUCAGCCAAGCUAAUGGACCUGCCCAGGCCACCCCUUGACCUGGGUGGAGAGGGUUGGGGGUUGGAGAUCAGGCAUUGGGAGAGGGGCCCUGCCCUCUGAACUUGAAGAUUUCUGAUUCUGUCUUCAGCAGCUCAUGGUUGUCUUGGAGCUGGGACCUUGGGCAGUUGCUUUGAUGAUGGAGGUGGCACCUUCCCCAAUGGGGCUUUUGUGAAGAGUUGGCAUGAUAAUGCUUGCAAUGUGCUUACUGUUGUGCCUGGUGAGCUGUAAGCUCUUAGUUAAUGGCACCCCUGGUUUAUUUUCCUUAUUACUAUUCUUUUCAUGGAGGAGGGCUUUCCAGAAAGCAUAGAACUGGACAAGCCUGAGGGGUGGCCCCUCUGGAAGGAAAGGACACUUGGAUUGUACUUGGAGAAAAACUCAGAUCCUCAUUUUGGCCUGUGGACCUGCAAGACUGGCUCCUACAGCACCUUUAACCUUACCUGUUACUCCUCCUGCCUCCAUAGUCAGGUCUUUGAGCUGUUCCCUCAGCCCAGAACUUUUUUCCCUCAGGCCUUUGCAUGGCUAAGAUCCUUCACAUUCAGGUUGGUGCAAGGUCACUUCCUCACCAGGCCUUUCCUGACUGCCAUCCUCACCCUAGCCUUGCUCAGCACAUCAGCCCUUUUCUUUGUGGCAUUCACAAUCAGAAAUCACCUUGUUGAUUUAUUGAUACUUUCUAGUCUGGCUGUCGCACGAGGCUGUCUGAUACUGAAGGGUCUGGUCCCCAGCUCCUGGCUGUAACCUGGUCCCAGUCCUGCCUAGUAGAACUGUGCCAGGCACAUAGUAGGGCUUUAGUAAAUAUUUAGAAGGUGAAGUCAGGUAGGCAUGAAGACAGUGUGGGCCGGGUUGGGACUGGAGGGAAUGAGGGUCAGGUGAUAAAUCAGCCCUGCCCUAAUCUGGGGAAGCCAAGGGAUAGUCCAAAGGGCCAACACCCUGACUCUCUCUGUGACCUUGGCCAGGUAACUCUCUCUCUGAUAAGCAGCUUCCGCAACUGUAACUCUUAAUGGAAGGAUGGACCUGAGUGCCCCUCCCAGGUCCUACUGUACAGGGUUCCCAGGUUGGGACCCCAGACAGCUCUUCGAAUCCCAAAGGCUGUGUCCAAGUGGAGGAGACUGGCUCCAUCAGGACGUGGCUCCAUGUCAGCUGAGUGGCCGAAGAUGGUGGACUACCUGGCAAACACGGAGAUCAACAGCCAGCGCAUCGCGGCUGUCGAGAGCUGCUUCGGGGCAUCAGGGCAGCCACUGGCCCUGCCGGGCCGAGUACUGCUGGGUGAAGGCGUGCUGACCAAGGAGUGCCGCAAGAAGGCCAAACCGCGCAUCUUCUUCCUCUUCAACGACAUCCUGGUGUAUGGCAGCAUCGUGCUGAACAAGCGCAAGUACCGUAGCCAGCACAUCAUUCCUCUGGAGGAGGUGACCCUGGAGACGCUGCCGGAGACUCUGCAGGCCAAGAACCGCUGGAUGAUCAAGACGGCCAAGAAGUCCUUCGUGGUGUCCGCUGCCUCCGCCACGGAGCGCCAGGAGUGGAUCAGCCACAUCGAGGAGUGCGUGCGGCGGCAGCUGCUGGCCACGGGCCUGCAGCCCAGCACGGAGCACGCGGCGCCCUGGAUCCCCGACAAGGCCACGGACAUCUGCAUGCGCUGCACGCAGACGCGCUUCUCGGCGCUCACUCGGCGGCACCACUGCCGCAAAUGCGGCUUCGUGGUCUGUGCCGAGUGCUCCCGCGAGCGCUUCCUCCUGCCGCGCCUCUCGCCCAAGCCCCUGCGCGUCUGCAGCCUCUGCUUCCGCGAGCUGGCCGCCCAGAAGCGGAAGGAGGACGUGGAGGAGCAGGGCCUCGGGUCCCCCGGGCCGUCGGCCUACCUGGCGGGGGCCGUCUGCGGGGCGUCCAGUGGAGACGACGAUGACUCAGACGAGGACAGGGAGGGCAGUGGGGAUGCAGACUGGCCCAGCCGUGUGGAGUUCUACGCCUCGGGUGUGUCCUGGUCAUCCUUCCACAGCUGACCCCAGGUCUGCAGACGUGAGGGAGGGCUUCCCUGGUCACUUCGGUCCAAGCAGAUGCCUCUGCCCGGACCCCUGGGAGGGCAGAGUUCCCCAAACUGCCCAGCCCCCCGCAGGGCCCUCCCUACCCCACAGGACCCUACCCCAUGGGUAGUGGGCACAAUGGAAGUGGCUCCUUUUCUCCGAACCCCCAGUGCCUCUUCUUGGAUAUUGGCAUCCUUCUAGUUCCACUUAAGGUAAUUACCUUUCCAUUUAGCAAGCCCCAGAUACCUAGGCCUCUUGGGAACAAAUGUCCUUUCUCAGCCCUUUGAGCUGUAGCUCCAGAAUUAGACAAUCCCAGGCACCUUUAGGGACAAGAGAGAAGGUAGGACUGGAGUGAGGUCCCCUCUUUUCUGAGGCCUUCAGCCACCACACCUGGCCCUGCCCCCUUGCAGAAAAGACUGUGGGUCCAGAGAGGCUUCCAGGAAAGCAGCACCCACCCACCCACCUUGCUGAUGCCUACCUGUCUGGCUGGCUGGGCCUCCUCAGGCCAGACAUGUGAGCUCACCCAGAGCAAGGCAGGAGACUGCCAUGCUGUGGGUGCCUGCCAGCCUCAGGGACUGCAGUCUGAGCUCCCCGUGGUCCAGGGCGGCCUGCCAAGCCCUCUGGUCCAGUCUGAGCUCCGUCUAGGUGUCUGAUGCCCCUCAGUCCUGUCUUCAUCCCUCCCUCUGCUGGGGAAAGCAGUGUUUUCUGUUAGGACUCUUAUUGCAAGUGACAGAAACCCUGUCCAGACUGACUUAAUAAUAAAAAGGUUUAUUCACUCA
Messenger RNA from Cervus elaphus (red deer), 3249 nucleotides. It is a transcript of the gene PLEKHF1, whose product is annotated as pleckstrin homology and FYVE domain containing 1. Gene Ontology annotation, molecular function: phosphatidylinositol binding; metal ion binding. Lineage: Eukaryota; Metazoa; Chordata; Mammalia; Artiodactyla; Cervidae. The record is from RefSeq and is a predicted model, not a curated record. The transcript has 2 exons. The coding region runs from base 1589 to 2449 and encodes 286 amino acids.